AUGGUCAGUGCUAAUCCUGCAGAUCUUAGUCUCAGCCAGGCGAGGCUACGCGCGUUGGGUGAUAAGGGCUUUGUCCUGCCAGUUUGCGAUCCGCAGUGCCGGCAGCUGGGUAUUCAAGGACUCAGCAAAAGCUUCCUUACCCUGGUUCUGGUUUUUCCAUCUCGGGGGGCGAAAAGAUGGGGAGGCUUCGGGGAGAGAGAGCUACGACGGUGCCAUUUCGGAAGCUGCUCAUGCCCUUCCGCAUCGAGGGGGGCUAGGAGAGGAGUUGAAGAGGAUGAGGUGGAAAUGGAGAGGGAGGUUGAGGAGGAGGCUGAGGAACGACGUCUUGACCUAGAGCCUGCUCAACCGCCCUUCCCAGUGGGCAGGGAGAAGGAGGCGAAGAGGGCGGCCACCAAGAAUCUAAUAUAUUUGGUGAAGAAGGGUCUGAAGGAGACCACCGCGGACAAACUUAACUAG
Messenger RNA from Trematosphaeria pertusa, 456 nucleotides. RefSeq lists its product as uncharacterized. The transcript has 3 exons. Lineage: Eukaryota; Fungi; Ascomycota; Dothideomycetes; Pleosporales; Trematosphaeriaceae. The coding region runs from base 1 to 456 and encodes 151 amino acids. The record is from RefSeq and is a predicted model, not a curated record.